CCGCAGCGGGGCCGGACGCGGCUGCCGCCGGAGCCGAGUCGAGCCUCCUCCCUGCCGGGAUUGCCACAUCGGCACCGCCGCUCCGAGAAGGCGCUUUCCGGAGCGGAUCGGGAGCUCAGCGCGCGGGGAGAUGGAGCCCCGGUGCUGCCGCCGCCGCCGCUGCCGCCGCCCCCCGGGACCCGCGCUCCGCCAGGGCCGCCGCUGCCACUGCCGGGACGGAGAGAGCGGCCCCGUCGCCGUCUAACGCCGCAGCCCCGGCGGCGCGGCCGAGGCGGGAGGCGGCGCGGAGGCCGCCGCGGCCCCUCCGCCCGCCGGGCGGCGGCGAAGCGCGGCCCCCUCCUCCCCGCCCUCCCCGCCGCCGCUUCCCCGCCCCCGCCCGGCCCUCGGCCGGGCUCGGCAGCCGGGCCAUGGCAGGGCGAUGAGGGAGCGGCCGCCCCUGCCCGCAGGCUGCGUGGGGAAGCGGGGAGCGAAGGGGCCGCGCGGCUCGGCAGCGCUGGAGCCGCGCGGCGGCGCGGGGGGAUGCGGGGCGCGGGGGCCGCGGCGCUGCAGCUCCUCUCCCGGGCCGUGAAGCAGGCGGCGGCGCAGGGCGCCCGGCAGGACCUGGGCCGCUGGCUGUCCCGAGCCGGCAGCGGCGGGGACACCGUCGGCUUCGUCCCCGCGGAGGCGGCGGGGGCCGGCGGGCUGCUGCUCGGGCCCUACGCGGAGCAGGACGGGCUGCCGCCGGCCGAGCUGCUGCUCUGCCAGCUGCCCGAGGCGGGCGGCGGCGGGCACGGGCUGGCCGAGGGCCGGGGCUGGCGCUGCUCCUGCUGCCUCUUGGGCACCUGCUGGUGCAAGAGCUGCCUCAUCGUGUGCGUCCUGGCCGCCCUCUGCUUCGCCUCGCUGGCCCUGGUGCGCCAGUACCUGCGGGACCUGCUGCUCUGGGCCGAGAGCCUGGACAGCCUGGCCGGCGUGCUGCUCUUCACCGUGGGCUUCAUCGUCGUGUCAUUCCCCUGCGGCUGGGGCUACAUCCUGCUCAACGUGGCCGCCGGUUACCUCUACGGCUUCAUGAUGGGCAUGGGGCUCAUGGUGCUCGGCGUCCUCGUCGGCACCUUUGUCGCCCACGUGGCCUGCAAGCGGCUGCUGGCCCGCUGGGCACGGACCAGGAUCCAGGGCAGCGGGACGCUCAGUGCCAUCGUCCGCGUCGUGGAGGGCGGCAGUGGCCUCAAGGUGGUGGCUCUGGCGCGGCUCACGCCGAUCCCCUUCGGGUUGCAGAAUGCCGUCUUCGCGAUUACAGAUUUGUCACUACCCAACUACCUGAUGGCUUCUUCAAUUGGGCUGCUUCCUACUCAGCUCCUGAACUCAUACUUGGGCACUACCUUGCGCACCAUGGAGGAUGUGAUUGCAGAGCAAAGUGUUAGUGGCUAUUUUAUAUUUGGUUUCCAGAUUGUCAUAAGCAUAGGACUCAUGUUUUAUGUUGUUCACCGAGCUCAAGUGGAACUGAAUGCAGCUAUUGUAGCGUGUGAAAUGGAAAUGAAGACAUCGCUUGUUAAAGACAGUCAGCCAAGCCUCACUGGUUCAACCACAUACUGCAGCAAAAGGACAGUAGCAUUCGCUGGAGGAGGUGUCAAUAUUGUGUGAUUUCAAGUAUUAAUAAUUAAGUAAGGUUUUGUGAACCUGAGCUAUCACCUAGAAAUAUCUAUGGACAAUUGAAAUAGAUUUUUUUUAAAAAAUUGCAAGUGAUUACAGGUUGUACUGUGGCACAAAUCAACUGACCAGCUUUUCAAUUGCGCAGGGGUGACUUCUAGCAAGAAAAGGAAGAUGGCAAAGUAACUUAAGAUGUAAAUGCAAAUUUGGCUGCACCUUUGGUCAUUUAUUAUGCCUGUCAUGGCCUGUAGCCUGCACUUUAGUUUUUUUUCCUUUGCUCCUAUAAACUGAGAAAUGCUUCUAUAAACUGAGAAAAGUAGCACAGAGGUAAAUAUUUUUCUGCUUAGCAUUAUUUAUAAGGCUGAAUAACUAUAUGCAGUAGAAUUUGAUUACUGAUAAAGAUGAAUGAGAAGGUGUGCAAUUCAGUGUGUUAUUCUUGAAUGUGCUUUUGAUUUGGACUUGCUUCCAGAAGUUGGAGUGUAUUAUUUAGCUAAUGAUGGGACCAUUUGGCUUUUUCUUCAUUUUGAUUUAAAAAAAUAGAAUCCUAUAUAAAGUUUUGGUUGAAUGUAUUUUUCUAAGGCAUUACAAAUGUUGCAGAGCCAUUAUGUAUUCACACAAGCUUAAAUCCUACAUUGUGGGACUGAAGUGCUCUUAAAUUACAUUUUAAGUUACACUGUGUAAUAUGCAAAGUACAAGGGUAAAUGCAGAAGUUAGAUUGCAGAGACUAUUUGAAGGAGACUUCAUUGGUUUUGCCACCUUGGUGAUUGUAACAAAGGGCUGUUCCACGUUAGUCCUAUUUAUAGUAUUUUUAAUUGCUAAAAGGAUGGAGUUUUUCAGCUCACAUGACUACAGGUAGUAAGAUUUCCAGAACAGGGAGCUAAAUCUCUCCUUUAAACAGAAUGAUGGGAUACUGGCAGUACUAAUUUUACAAGAAGGUGGCCUUUAUUUUGUAAGUGAAUCUCCCCUCCCUUUAAAAAGCUUUAAAAAUUCGCUUUGGUUGGCACAUUUUUUGUACAAGUUUUACAUUUUUUAAAAGACGCAAUCUAUUACAAAUUUCAUCAGAGUGAAGAAAUGAAAACUAGAGAUUCUCCUUGGAAAAUAAAUAAUCCAGUAAUGGAGGAGGACAGCAAUGUCUCUGAGACUCAGGAAUUCUGACUCCAUUUUUGCAAGACAACACUGUAUUGGAUACUGCUCCUUUUACACGUGCUGUGGACUGUUUUUCACUGAGUUUGAAUAGACUGGAUAACCUGAUAGUAACUUGUGUGUGUAUAAAAGGAAAACAACAAUAAUGGCUGAACACGAUGUUCUGUAUGUGCGAUUUCAUGUAGAUAUACAUAGCAAUGUUCAAUUGCUCAAACACAGGCAAGUCAUCUGAUACAAAAACAAUGUAAAGUAUUGCUUAUUUUGUAGUUAUUUUGUGUGAGUUUUUAAGGAUGCCUUCAGGCUUCCAGACUUUGUGUUAUUUUCUAACAGUACGACUGUGCCUCCUUUUUGUAAGGUUGUUUGUAGGGUCCAAACAUUUUUUCUUCUUCAGAAUAGCAGGUCUUCAAGGAUAUUGGGAAGCAGAGGUCUGGUAGCCUCUAACAGCCUUACUGAGAGGACGUGUGGUAGUCGUGCAACUGGACAUCUACGCAUUCUGUCGUAGUGGAUGUUCCAUUUUGUUCUUUAAAUUUGUGUCCUUUGCAGACUGGUAUUCUUGGGUCUUGUGACCUAAGGAACUGAACUAGUUAAAUGAAAACAACAAAGUUCAGAUUGUCUCCUUUCUGUUGUUUUGGGGCUUUGGUUUUUGGGGGGUUUUUUUGGUUGGUUGGUUUUUGAAAAAGAAAUCUGUAUACACCUGAAAGUGUUUAUUUACACAUCUCUGCCUCUGACAGCUCCUGUGUGAAAACAAGAGAGCCAGAUAACUUUUUGAUGGCGUUAUUUGUCAUCAUGGUGUAAUUAAGUCUUUUCUUAACUGAAGGGUGGGGUUUUUUGUUUGUUUUUCUUUCUUCUAAAGAGCAAUCCUUCAAUAAUGAACUGAUCUGAACUUUGCUCCAUCUUGCCAAAUGAAAUAGUGUUUUGAAGAGGGUAUCUCUUUCUUUGCAUUUUUUAACUAACUUAAAGUUGCGUUGAUUAUUCGAGACAUUUCCCAAAUACGUAUUUUGAAGUGCUUUUAUUUCCAUGACAUUUUGUAACCAGAGUAACUUCACUAUGUGAACACUUUUGUAGUAUGAAAUUAGUUCUUAAGACUUUUGCAUUUUGCUUGAUACUUGUAAUAUUUGUGUACAAGUUAAUGGGAAAUGUGCAUUAAAAGGAACUUUUCUGUACCAUGCCAAUCAUAGUUUUAUACAAUAAAUUCACUCAAAUUUCUUUAAAGGAA
Pipra filicauda (Wire-tailed manakin) is the source of this 3982-nucleotide messenger RNA. RefSeq names its product transmembrane protein 64 (gene TMEM64). The transcript is spliced from 3 exons. Lineage: Eukaryota; Metazoa; Chordata; Aves; Passeriformes; Pipridae. The record is from RefSeq and is a predicted model, not a curated record. Bases 520 to 1617 code for a protein of 365 amino acids.